CUCUGCACAGAGACAACAUCCCAAAGUAUGUCUGCGGCAGCGUGCUCUGACGGACUUGACAUAGGUGAAUGAGGGUAUAGCUCUUUUUUUUUUGUGGUGAUAUUCUACUGCUCCUCUGCACAGUGAGAGGAGACCAACACAGCACUGCUUCACCCCGUCUGCCAGGCUUCAAGGUGCAGCAGGCGGGAGAGGGACGGAGGAAGAGCCGCUGUUUAAUUCACCAUCCGACCUCACGUUGUCGCGCAGAAUAACGUGACGGCUUUACUGAGUGACCGUAGACAGUCGGAGACACACGGCAGAGGACACUAUGUCAAAGGAGGCGCAAGGAAAAGGAUCAGCAAGAAAGCACAGCGCCUCUCAUUGGUGUCUGCAGAAUAUCGCACAGGAAUCAGUUGACAGCUCCGAUGAGGAGUUCUUUGAUGCCAGAGCAGAUGUUAUGGAGGGGAAAAGCGCCAUUCUGCUGGGCAUGAGUCAGUGGAACUCAAAUGACCUGGUGGAGCAGAUCGAAACUAUGGGACACAUGGAGGACCAGUCACAUGAUGGUCUCUACCAGCUGGGAGGUCCGCGCUGUGCCCCUCAGAGCAGCAUUGAAGGAUUGGAGGAUAUAGAGAGAAAGUGUAAGACGCAUGUGCUGCUGCUAGUGGUGCACGGUGGGAACAUCUUGGACACAGCAGGCGGAGAUCCGAGCACAAAGUCUGGAGAUGUGGACACCCUGACCUCCGUGCUCGAGAAGGUGACACGGGCACAUUUCCAGGCUGCUGCAGAACACGUGAAGAUAAAGCUGGUGCCAUGUCCUGCUGUCUGCGCCGAGGCCUUCUCCUUGGUGUCCAAUCUGAACCCGUACAGCUAUGAUGAGAGCUGUGUGUCCAGCAGCGUGGACCACCUGCCCCUGGCUGCUCUUCCACUUCUCGCUAUCGUGUCACCUCGCUACCAGGAUGCCGUGGCAACCGUGAUUGCCAGAGCCAACCAGGUCUAUCGCAGAUUCCUGCAGUCAGAGGAUGGCCAGGGAUUCACGGGUCAGGUAUGCCUAAUGGGUGACUGUGUGGGAGGUGUGCUGUGCUUCGAUGCUUUGUGCUUUAGUAACCACCAGAGACCUGGAAGCCCCAACAACAGCAGCAAGGACAACAGCACUGAGAGCCUGAAGGAUAAUUCGGGUCUACUGGGGGAGUCUAGCCUGGGUCUGAGUUCUAGCAAGAGGCUAAGUAAGAGCAACAUCGAUAUCUCCGCCCCAAACGAAGGACACAGCCAGAGCGGGCCGCCACUCAGCCGCAAGCAGAGCGACUCGUAUGACGGAGACACCUCGUCCACAGGCCAGCACAGCUUUUUUUCCAGCCUUAUGAAGGAGAAUGUGGAGGUUCGUGGUGGCAGCAGCAGCAGUCUGGUGUUGAAUCCUGGUCGAUUCGACUUUGAGGUGGCAGACUGUUUCCUGCUGGGCUGCCCUUUGGGCCUUGUGCUGGCCAUGAGACGCACUGUCCUGCCUGCCGUCCAGGUGAGCCAGCUGCAUCCAGCCUGUUCUCAGAUUUUCAACCUGUUUUACCCUUCGGACCCUUCAGCCUCCAGGCUGGAGCCGCUGCUGCAGCCUCUCUUCCACAAGUUGCCACCCUUUGCAGUGCCGCGCUACCAGCGCUACCCUCUAGGAGAUGGACGCUCAAUGCUCAUAGCGGAGAGUAUCCAAAGCCAUCCAAAUGUGUUUUUGGAAGGUGGAAAAACUCCUGGAGGUCCAGCUUCACAGACGUCCUCUGAGACAAAGCCUGAGGGAGGAGAAGAAGAGGGAGGUCGUAGAGCUAGCAUGACCAGUGUCGAAAGUGAAAUGUCAAUUUGCUUCAUGGGCCAGCUGGGAAACACCAUCACUAACAUUUCCAGUAGCUGGUGGGGCUCCAAGAGACUCGAUUAUGCUCUGUACUGCCCUGAUGUGCUGACUGCCUUCCCAACAGUGGCUCUGCCUCACCUUUUUCAUGCCUCCUACUGGGAGUCCACUGACGUAGCAGCCUUUGUUCUUCGGCAGCUCAUGCGAUCUGACUGCUCGAAGACCCAGGAAGCGGACAGUUUGGGCUCUGCUCUGUUCUCUCCCUCCAGCCCACGUGAGAAAUGGCUCAGAAGGAGGACACAUGUCAAACUUAGGAACGUCACUGCCAACCACAGGGUGAAUGAUGUCAUUGCGACCGAGGAUGGGCCACAAACGCUGGUUGGUCGCUUCAUGUACGGCCCCUUGGACAUGGUCACUCUGACCGGAGAAAAGGUGGACAUCCUGCUAAUGACACAACCUCAGUCUAGUCGCUGGGUGCACUUUGACACCGAUGUAACCAACAGCAGCGGCAGAGUGACAUAUACCAUACCCAAGAGCAAGAAGCUGGGCCUAGGAGUAUAUCCAAUUAAAAUGGUUGUCAAGGGCGAUCAAACGAGUGCAGAGGCCUACCUCACUGUGUUGCCACGGGGCAUGGAGUGUGUGGUCUUUAGCAUUGAUGGCUCUUUUGCUGCUAGUGUGUCAAUCAUGGGCAGUGACCCCAAGGUCCGCCCCGGAGCUGUUGAUGUCGUCAGGCAUUGGCAGGACCUGGGAUAUCUGAUCAUCUACAUCACCGGCCGCCCUGAUAUGCAGAAGCAGCGUGUGGUAUCCUGGCUCUCUCAGCACAAUUUUCCCCACGGGAUGAUCUUCUUUUCUGAAGGCCUGGUUCAUGAUCCCCUGCGGCAAAAGACCAUCUUCCUCAAGAACCUCAUACAGGAGUGUCACAUUAAGAUCAACUCUGCUUACGGCUCCAUGAAGGACAUCUCUGUUUACAACAUGCUUGGCCUCUGUCCCUCACAAAUUUAUAUUGUUGGCAGACCAUCGAAGAAGUACCAAAAUCAGUGCCAGUUCCUGAGCGAGGGCUACGCAGCUCACCUUUCCACCCUUCAGUUUGGGCACAGAGCCAGACCCAAGAAAUCCCCUUCAGUUCGUAUGGUCCUGAGGAAGGGCUCAUUUGGUCUCUCAGCGAAGCCUGACUUCCUGUGUAAGCGCACCCACCUGCGCAGGACCAUGUCGGUGCAACAGCCAGACCCACCCUGCACAUCCAACCCCAAGCCUGAGCGAGCUCAGAGCCAGCCGGAGUCAGAUAAAGACCACGGGGGAGGAGGGGGAGGAGGAGGCGGACUAGGACCAUGGGGACGGCCCUCCAUACAUCGUGGAGACACAACCCCCUGACGUCAAAAACGAGAUGGAAGGAUUGAAAGAGGGUAGACGAGGAGAACAAAGAGGUCAUAGUGUCCUGGGCCAAGUGUCACCUGCAUCUACUGUACAUUGGAUCCUCUGCUGGCAUUGCUCCUAGCUCAGCUUUACCUCAUGCUUGGCCCUACACUCUGCCCUUUUUUAUGACCUGCUUGGUGGAUUGUCACUUAAUGUUUGUGUUUGAGCAGUGCAGGGGACAGCAAUGAUGUUUUGCAAAUGUGUGUUUUGAGCUCAAAAUGUGUCUCUUUGUCAAAUCAAAGCAAUGUACUUCAUAUUCAUUCACACACACAAGCUUCAGAGGAUGAAAUCUGUGGAGACGAUGAUGACUCUGAACCCGUUGAGUCUUUGCAACAGAAUAUGGGACAUCUGUGCUGACAGGCGUUCAUGAAGACUGACUCCGGUUCCUGCACUGAUGUGAAUACUCAACACAUGUCAUCCCUGUGUGGGCCUCUGGACACUGACAUUUAGGUUCAAGCUGCGCACAAGCUCUGCAGUUUUGAACCCUAAAGAUCUGACCUCUGCCUCUAUUUCAAUCCCACUGUUAGAUUUCUCCCUCGCGUUGUGGCCGGCUUACUACCCCCUCCCGUCCCCUUGACCAGUCUGGCAGAACAGGCAUUUCAACACCCGCCUAUGAUUGGGUCUACAGCUGCUGCAGCACGUCUCUGCCCCUGAGGUCGCAUUUGCACUAUUGAAGUGGUUUCUCAAUUUAGCUGUGGUAAUUGCUUCAAAACAAAGAGUUGUAUUUGUAUUUUAUCGUAUUUGUUUUUUCUGCAGAUUGUGCACUGUUGGUUACUCUAACUAAUAGAACAUUUAACUCAGAUAGUUUGUAGGAAAGUGUUGGUUUGACCAAAACAUGUUUACAGAUUGAUGGAUGUAAAAAGUGAUCAGAACUUGUUAAUGACAGUGUAAUUAUCAUUAUUAACGACAGUAGUUUAGUUGGUUUGUAGUUGCAUUAGCUUGUGGGACAUUGUACAAUACGUCGUAGUUCUACAAGGAUGUCUUUGCAUCCAUUUACUGCAGUGGAACCAAUAGAUUUGUGAUGAAAUCUGAUCCUGUCCAGUGGGCGUGGAAAUGAGUCUUACUGUGGUCAUGUUAAAAACUCUUUGCAAGUCAAACUUAUUUUUCUAUGAGGAAAUAUUGUAAAUACAAAUAUUUUCAAUGUAUGUUUUUGAACCUUUUUUUUACUUUACAAUUAAUUUUUGCCUUAAAUUGUAUUUGAUGUUGUGUAGAGAUUUAAAUGAUUUAAUUUGUUUGACCAAAGCAUCACAUUUACUGUUACUUCAUGAAAAAGUGCAUUUAAUCUAGUUGAUUAUUUACUUCCAAAUGUUUUAGACAAUGUUUAUGUGUGUGUACGUGUGAGUGAGUGAGUGUCUAGGUAAUUGUUGUAGAGUUGUAUUUACUGUGAGCAUAAAGACAGCUAUGACACAUACACACACUGCAGAGAAACCAGAGGACAUAAGAGGCCAGUGUUAACAUACCUUUUCUUUUCAGGGCUGAGUGUGUGUUUUAUAGACUUGGAUUGAAGCAGUGCGUGAGAUGAUUACUUAGUCAAGGUUUUUAUACCUGCUAUGAAAGGGAAAAAGGCUGAUGAGUUCUCCGGGUGUGUUUAGCCGAAAACCUGCACAGCAAAGUGGAACGUGCCAGCCAGCAGAGAGCUUUCUUACCUUUUUAUUUCUUACCUUGCUAUCUUCCUUUAGAGCUGCCCCUGUAAUUUUAGUGCAUUAUUUUGUUAUUAUAUAAUAUUGUAGAAACAAUACUGACAUACUUAACUUCAUUUUGUUUGGGAAUAAGAUUGUUAAUAAUGAACCAUUGUUAUAAAAGCAUCAAUAUGGUCAUUUUCAUUAAUGCAACUUUAAAGUGGUUAAAACAAAUAGUGAUAUUUUACUGCCAUGAUGAUAACAUUGAGGAGUUCACUAUUAAAGCUGGGCUGCAUUUUAGAACAACAAUCUUAGCAAAUGGCAAAUGAUGAUCUAAUGGUUAAAUUGAUGAUAGUUCUGUGCAUGUUCAUUAUUGGAUAAAGUUAAGUAAUGGCAAUCAAUUGUCAUCUUUGGUAUAAAUUGUAUACCAUAAAGUACCAUCAAUUCUACCAGCAAAUGUUGACUAAAUGCACAUCAGUAAUUGAAUUUAUGAUAACAAGCUGUUUUUUCAAUGUUAAAAAUACUAUAAAUUAUAUAUAUAUAUAUAUAUAUAUAUAUAUAUAUCGUUAUUUAAGAUUGUGACUUUACCUCUUACCUUUACCUUACACAUUCACUCAUUCUCAUGGGAAUCAUAUUUAUUCCAGCUUCAUCUUGAUACUGACGGCAAAUAAUCAAAAUAUCACAGAAAAUAACUGGAAAUAUCAAACAAUUUAAAAAUAUUGCAUUUAUCGAGAGAUUGUGUCACUAAAUGAUUGUCUUAAAAUAAAUAUAACAAACCUCUAUUUAAGUACUGAUAGAUGUUUUCAACUAGUAUUCACCAUUCAUGACUUAACUAUUAGGUAUUGAAAUAAUUUGCCAUUUGUUAACAGUAGGUGUAACUAUAAGGAUUAUUAAGUCAGUUGACUAAUAUUGUGUUGCAGCAUUUAUAAGAAAACGUUAUAUUUUUUUGUGUGUUCUUGUGUUUGGUAUUAGACACUGGCCAAUGAAGAGAAAACUCCUGGCUUCACUGCUGCAAAGUAUAUUGUUUUGUACAGAUCCCCUAGUGACCAAUAUGUUAUUGUGUUUAUUGGACUAAGUCCAUCUUUAUUGCAUAAAUAAAGAUAUUUCACAGUUGAAGAAUUUA
Messenger RNA from Eleginops maclovinus (Patagonian blennie), 5962 nucleotides. It is a transcript of the gene pitpnm3, whose product is annotated as PITPNM family member 3. The transcript has 21 exons. The coding region runs from base 308 to 3178 and encodes 956 amino acids. Gene Ontology annotation, molecular function: metal ion binding; glycerophospholipase activity. Lineage: Eukaryota; Metazoa; Chordata; Actinopteri; Perciformes; Eleginopidae. The record is from RefSeq and is a predicted model, not a curated record. Gene Ontology annotation, cellular component: COPII-coated ER to Golgi transport vesicle; cytoplasm.